Messenger RNA from Vitrella brassicaformis, 1910 nucleotides. The record is from the annotation of a GenBank genome assembly. Lineage: Eukaryota; Vitrellaceae.
GAUCUCUCUCCAUCCCGAUCUCAGAACCUCUGUUGUCAUUCGUGACGAGGCUCUCAUUUCUGCUCACUUGGAGCUGAAGCGUCGACAUGCAGGCAUCUGACAUUGAAACAGGCAGCACGGCAUCAUCAUCCUGCCCCCUGUCGCCAGACCUCCGCCCUGCGACCAUGCCGCCACCACCGCCACAGAACAGCAAGUGCAUCAUACCGGCGGUGGGCCGCUCCUGCGGUGUGCACAGCAGCGACUGGCGGCAGGUGAGGAGGAUAAGGGGCGGGAAAGUGGCAUGAAUUCGUGUCGUUGUAUCCAUCAGGCGAUAGCGAGUCAGUGGACACCCAUCGCUGCCGACUGCCUGUCCAAAACACUGACGGACGAAGCCGGCCGCGACUCGUCUCACAGCUCCAACCGGCCCAUCUGGAUCCUCGACUGCGGCGCCGGCCAGGGCAAAUCGUCCGGCGGUGUCAUGACCGCUCUCCUCAAGGCCAUCCGCGAGCAGGAUCCCAAGCGGCCAGUGUGUGUGCUGCACCAAGAUCAGGCGGGCAAUGAUUGGAGUGAGAUGUUCAAGACAGUGCACGGUGGCUAUUUGCAGCGGGACAUCAAUGCCCUGGCUUUCGCCUCGGGCACAUUGAUGGUGAGAGAGAGGGAGAGGGGGGGGGAAUGCUUGUGCGCAUCUGUCGCUGUAUGCACGUGGUAUGUGUCUGCAGAAUGGUCGUCUCUUGCCGGACGAGAGUCUUCACCUGGCCAUGGCAUUUGACAACAUUCACUGGUACACAUACACAGACAGCAGGCUUGAUUGACAUCUGUGUCAAGCUUGUGCUCUCCAUUUGUGCAGGCUGGACAGAUACCCACUGCCCCUGAGUGACGGGCUCGUCCACUCCUGCAGCAAGGACCCUGCAGCCGUCACCGCAUGGGCAGAGGUACACACACACACACACACCUCCCCCGGUAUACAUUGCUGCCUGCCUGCCUGCCUGCUUUCGUCGAAUGGAGGUCAAGAAGCGUGAAUGGGAGAGCUUCCUGUCUGCCCGCAGCGCUGAGCUCAUCGACGGAGGGCAUUUGUGCGUGUCCUGGCUGCAGCCGGAGGCGGGCGGGGGCGGGCUCUUCAGUGGCAUAUACAACGUCAUGAACAUCAUGGCCACCAAUGGAUGGUAACAACGAACGAGAAAUCCACUCCUGCACGCACGAUGCUCUCUUCUGUGUGCAGGGUGUCUCCCGAGACAGCAAGAAAGGCGUGUUUCCCCUUUAUGUAUCUGCCACUGAAGGCCGUGCUGGAGCCCUUUCGCCCCUUCCGAUGCAGCAACCCCCCAAUGGAGGAGCCGCUCGACACCAACGGCCCUUUGGCAUUCCCGGCAUUCCAAAAGGUGCUGCCUCUGCAGCUGGAGGCCAUCUGGACGGAGGACGAUCGCUUCUUCCUCCAUAGAUAUGAGAGGCGGAUUGCCUCGGCCAGAUGCGACAAACAUGAGGCCGCUGAGCUGUUCUUUGAUGAGGUGGGUGAGAGUGCACGCACAAAGGCCCCACUGUCCACGGCAUAAGUGUGUGUCUGUGGGUAUGCGUGUAUGCAGAUUGUGUCAUCGAUCCGCGAGUGGAGUGAGGGCAUGGUGACGUCGUUCAUGCGGGAGGACUGCCGGAUGGUGACCGACAGCGGCCCCAGCAACGUGCCCAUGAUGGUGGAGGAGUUCUACGCCACCCUGAGACACGAGCUGGUGCGCGUCAAUGACGGGCGGCCCAGGCCACUCGGCAUCAAGACACACCUGCUGGUCAUCAGGAAAUUGUGAGUGGAGAGGGGACAGGGGUGCUGUCGAUACGUUGUGUAGAUUUGCAUCAAUCGGCUUUCCCCUUUGUGAAUGCGCGGUUUGCUGAAGCCAGCCUGUGUGUAUGUCGAUGUGCGUGCCUGCUGUGCUGUGGCAGUUUUGAGC